AAGGUAAGAGAGGACACUUCGAUACAGUAGGUGGCGGUAUGCACCUUUCACGUUGGUUUGUAACCCGUCAUUAAAUCUAAAAAGAAGAAAGCGUUAACUUCCGUGUAAAAUGACUCCAACUAUCCUGUGCGGCUUCAGCUUGCUAGCUAAGUAGCAACUGCAUCUCAGUAGAGUUAGUUAACGGACAGCUACUGCUACCGUCAAGUUAGUUCAAAUGGAUUAUACGGCAACUCAAAGUGGGUUCAGACAGCAGCCUAAUAUGCGUCUAAGGACUAGUAUGGUGGAUGGUUCAGAAGGCAGCCAGCUGUUUGAGGACACGAGUGGAGCUGCAUCUGGACCACAGCCGGGGUACAGUAACCAACAGCCUGGGCCUCAAGCAGCAGGAUUUCCUGGCCAGUCUAUCCUGUCAGACCCCAUGUCUAACCUGGCCAUGGCAUAUGGCAGCUCACUGGCGUCCCAGGGAAGGGAAAUGGUAGACAAGAAUCUGGACAGGUACAUCCCAAUUUCUAAACUGAAAUAUUACUUUGCCGUGGACACAGUUUACGUGGGGAAGAAGCUGGGCCUUCUAGUAUUCCCUUACAUGCAUGAGAACUGGGAGGUGAGCUACCAGCAGGACACUCCUGUGGCUCCACGCAUUGAUGUGAACGCUCCUGAUCUCUACAUUCCCGCCAUGGGCUUCAUAACAUACAUCCUGGUGGCUGGACUGGCCCUCGGCACACAGAACAAGUUUUCUCCGGAGCUGCUGGGAGUUCAGGCCAGCUCAGCGUUGGUGUGGCUGAUCAUGGAAGUCUUGGCGGUCCUGCUGUCUCUCUACCUUGUGACCGUAAACACUGACCUCACAACCAUAGACCUGCUGGCUUUUUCUGGUUACAAAUAUGUUGGGAUGAUCGUAGGGGUCGUAGCAGGCCUUUUGUUUGGGAGGCCGGCGUACUAUCUCUCUCUACUUUGGUGCUGUGUUGCCAUCUUUGUCUUCAUGAUCCGCACGCUGCGUCUGAAGCUGUUAUCUGAGGCGGCGGCGGAGGGAAGGCUGGUGAGAGGAGCCAGAAACCAGCUGAGGAUGUACCUCACCAUGUCUAUAGCAGGAGCACAACCCAUCUUCAUGUACUGGCUCACAUACCACCUCAUCACAUAAAACACACACACACACACUCAUUUUGUAGAAGAUGAACUUGGCUGUCCAAAUGCCUUUGCAACCCCUUAAAAACACUCGAG
Messenger RNA from Etheostoma cragini (Arkansas darter), 1212 nucleotides. RefSeq names its product Yip1 interacting factor homolog B (S. cerevisiae) (gene yif1b). The coding region runs from base 215 to 1132 and encodes 305 amino acids. NCBI's taxonomy places the organism in Eukaryota, Metazoa, Chordata, Actinopteri, Perciformes, Percidae. Gene Ontology annotation, biological process: endoplasmic reticulum to Golgi vesicle-mediated transport. The record is from RefSeq and is a predicted model, not a curated record. The transcript is spliced from 8 exons. Gene Ontology annotation, cellular component: COPII-coated ER to Golgi transport vesicle; endoplasmic reticulum-Golgi intermediate compartment; endoplasmic reticulum membrane.